Xylona heveae TC161 is the source of this 1041-nucleotide messenger RNA. RefSeq lists its product as hypothetical. NCBI's taxonomy places the organism in Eukaryota, Fungi, Ascomycota, Xylonomycetes, Xylonales, Xylonaceae. The coding region runs from base 1 to 1041 and encodes 346 amino acids. The record is from RefSeq and is a predicted model, not a curated record. Gene Ontology annotation, molecular function: protein binding. The transcript has a single exon.
AUGCCCUGUGGAUAUCGCUCCAGCACUGAAUACCAUUUCCACGAGGAACAGUCUGACGCCAUUGUUCGAGUCACUGCCUACCAUCGGAAAGAUUACUGUCAAUCUGUGAUAUGGUUCUCACCAGGCCAACACGACAGUAUUCGUCUGUCGAUAGCAACGCCUUUCCAGCGGACUUCUAAUAAGGGACUUGGAUCCCUCGAUCGGCUACCCCUCGAGCUCUUGCAUGACAUGUUGCUACGUCUGGACAUGCAUUCACUGUUCAAAUUUCGACAGAUAAACCUCCGAUCGAGACAGAUAGUAGACUCUCUCAAGCAAUAUCAGAUGGUGGUCUUGCAUGGACUGAACCUUUUCUGUGCCUUGUUACGAACACGGCUUGCCAUCGACAUUUCUCUAUUCGACUUUUACUAUGCCCUAUGUACCAAGACUUGCACUUUUUGCGGCGAGUUCAGCGGGUUUAUAUCCCUCUUAACCUGGACUCGAUGCUGUUUCAAGUGCCUUCAAGGAGCGCCGGAAACCCAAAUGCAAACUCUUCACACUGUCCGGAAGCAAUUCCACCUGACCAAGGCCGAAGAAAACCAACUGAGUUCAUUCAAGACCUUGCCUGGGAUAUAUUCGAUGAUGGAAUCUGCUUACAAAUCCCGCUUUACUAUCGUUUCUGUUCAUCAGGCCAUAUUAGUUUCCGGACAGCAAUCGCAUACACUAGUGCAAGUACCGCUGGCGAACUCGGGAGGAAAUAAAAAAUAUAACUUUAUGGGGUCGUGCGCACUUCCUUAUUAUGAUAGACGAACCGGCAAAGUACAACACGGAAUAUUGUGCGCCGGGUGUCAACUCGCUCUCGAAAAGGACAUCAUUGGCUCCAGAGGCGAGAAAUGGGCAUUCGAGGCUCGCGACAAGGUAUAUGCGCAAGAUGACUUCUUGGAACAUUUUCGAUGGUGUGAACAGGCACAGCUCCUGUGGAGAUCGAGUGGAGAAGGUAACAACCCGCCAACUGAGCUACCGGAGGCUGCUCGGAGAGGUGGCUACUUCAACAAGAGAGAAUAA